Staurois parvus is the source of this 1051-nucleotide messenger RNA. The record is from the annotation of a GenBank genome assembly. Lineage: Eukaryota; Metazoa; Chordata; Amphibia; Anura; Ranidae.
AUGAUGGCGACUCCUGUGAGCGCACAGUGCUCCAGUAAAACAUGGGAGCUGAGUCUGUACGAGUUGCACCGCACCCCACAGGAAGCCAUCAUGGAUGGUACGGAGAUAGCCGUGUCCCCACGCAGCCUUCACAGUGAGCUCAUGUGUCCCAUCUGCCUGGACAUGUUAAAGAACACAAUGACCACCAAAGAGUGCCUCCAUCGCUUCUGCUCAGACUGCAUCGUCACUGCUCUACGAAGCGGGAACAAGGAAUGCCCCACAUGCAGAAAGAAGCUCGUCUCUAAACGAUCCCUUCGCCCAGACCCCAACUUUGACGCUUUAAUCUCCAAGAUCUACCCAAGCAGAGACGAGUAUGAGGCCCACCAGGAUCGAGUUCUGGCAAAGCUGAGUCGGCUGCAUAAUCAACAGGCCCUGAGCAGCAGCAUUGAAGAGGGGCUUAAAAUGCAAGCAAUGAACAGGGCACAGAGGGUCAGAAAACACCAACCACGAGUCAGACAACACUACUUUCAGUGGUGGAGAGGAUAACUGCGACAGUCGCUCUCACGUUAGUAAUCCAUCGGUACAUAGCAACCCAGGAAGCCGGGCCAUCCCGCAAGAGGUCUCGAGCUUCAGAGGAUUCUGGGGCAGAACCAGAUCUGUCACAUGAAGGUGGAGUACGAAGUCCAGACCCACAGGGAACGGGAGAGGCCGGUAGUGAAAUCGAACUGGUGUUCAGGGCCCACCCAUUGCUGGUGGAGAAGGACGGUUUACAGCCAAACCAGGUUUGUAAAGACCACAGCAAACGCCACAGUUGAUCAUCUCUCCAAGUAUCUGGCUCUUCGGAUUGCUCUAGAGGAAACAGGCGCAGCGGGGAGGAACAGAGGCCGUGUCACUGGGGGAGGUCAGCGAGAAGCAAUACACCAUUUAUAUCUGCGCGGGGGCUUGCUGCCGGUGGACAAUACACGACUCUGAAUGGAUCAUUAACCCUGGAGCUUUUUUUUUUUUGAGAAGUACUGGAAGGUGAGCAAGCCUCUGGAGUUGUUAUUACGCUCCUACGAAGGAACAGAAAUAA